This is a messenger RNA of Ctenocephalides felis (cat flea), 1055 nucleotides long. Its product is annotated as PIH1 domain-containing protein 2-like. The transcript has 4 exons. The record is from RefSeq and is a predicted model, not a curated record. Gene Ontology annotation, cellular component: cytoplasm. The coding region runs from base 153 to 1055 and encodes 300 amino acids. Lineage: Eukaryota; Metazoa; Arthropoda; Insecta; Siphonaptera; Pulicidae.
CAUUACUCAUUAAUCAUUUCACUUGACAUUUUACACAUUGAUUUAAAAAAAAAUUAACCAAACUUAUUGUUAUUUUUAAUUGGUGUAAUGUAGUGCUUAUAAAUUAUAUUUGUGAUAUUAAAUUAUUACAUUAUUAAGACUAAAUUAGAAGUAUGUCCCAAUCAAAUUAUCUGGGUUCAUCAGAAGCAAGUGAUAGACCGAUGCCAGUUAUGAAAAGUCUUAGAUCAUUGAGUAAUUUUAAAAAUCCUCCGCAACCUCAUAUGUGUAUAAGAGAUUCAACAAAGGAUGGUAAUGAAUUGUUUAUAAAUGUUUUAAGUUGGAACAAAAUAGCAAUGCCGAAGUCUGCACAAGAUCCGAUACCUCUUUAUGGUGGAAUGAGGGUGCCACCAACGAGUUCUAAUACACCUCCUUUAGUAUUUGCUGUAAUGGCCAAUCCUGAUAUAUUAAAGACAAAUGGACGACUGUGUAAAGAUCCUGUGGAACUAAUGGCACUUGUUGAAUUAAUGUGUGACUUUGUAGAAGCCAUGAAUCCCGGACUUGUUUUAAAAAGGCAAGCAGAAGUGCUGCCUGAACGAGAAUUAUCAGGUGAAUUAAAAGACGUCUGGACAGCAAUACAGUAUAAAAGAGAAAGUGAACAAAGUAUGAGCUACUUACUGUCCAAAUCAUAUCAGUCUGAAUCAGGAUUACAAUCUAACAUUCCCAAACAAGCAAAACUGGUAAACUCAGAUAUGAAUGUUAAAAUAUAUCACAUAGAUCCUAAUCCUAGUGAAAAUAAAGAUGAAACAAUAAGUAGUACUACAGCUGAUUGUCAAGAAGAUGAGUCCAAAAAUGAUAAAAAUAGUUCAUCUUUAACAUCUACAAACAAAAGUUUAUUAAAAAGUGGGAAGGAUUUUUUCCGAAAUGAUUUUUUUCCUCAAUUUAAAUCUAAAAAAUCUAUUGACAGUGAUGUAAAUAUUGAUAAAGAAAGUAGUAACAAUACCAAUAAUAUUGAAGUGACCAGCGGUAAUGUUAAUUUUGAUCCUGAUAUAAACAUUAGUAAAUUAAACUUAGAGUGA